CAGCGCUGACCGGCGGGCACCGGGCGGGUUCUAGGACCUGCUGGGCCCGCGGCCCGCCCGAGGCCGCUCACCGCUCGCCCCGCCCGCGAUGCUCGCGCCUGGUCCACUCCGUCCGCUCGGCAUCCGCGGGAAAACCGAAGGCAGCUCAAACCGCGCUGGCGCCCGCUGCCUGAAGCCCUUGCGACUUCCCGCGGACGUGUCCUACCUGGUUCGACUUCCACAGGCUCCGCAGCUUCGGCGGCGGUGCCUAGCACCGGCAGAGCCCGGGACACUCGGAGUGGGGCCGGCGCUAGGACCCAACGGGAGGGAGGCUAGGGGCGGGGCCGGCGGCCCGACAGCGGAAGUGGAAGGGCGCCUUCCUUGCUCAGGAGGAAGGAAAAACUUACGGAAGCAACCCCGAGCCUACAGUAGCAGAGAAGUAUCUUGCGAAGGGUCUCUGGGUGCUAAGGGGAUGGGACGCCGGGUCGAUUGACGGUGUACACCCGCCAAGGCGCCGGAAGUGUCUCCAAGAGCUAGGAGGUGGGAAGAUACGGACAGGGCACUCAGGUUUUGUAGUGCCCGAGUCCGUUUAUAGUCCACGUUUUCUCUUUCACAGCGAGGAGUGAACUUAGUGAGGACCCCCCCCCCCCACGCCUGCCUUGGGAAGAGUCUUUUAUGGAGCCUCGUGAAAAGUGUCACCAAAGUACUGUAGCCAGUGCUUUAUUUACUACUGUGCUUCCCGAAUAAGCCCCGGAACGCUUUUAGCGGCUUUGGACGGAAGAGUGGCUUGUCAGUCCAUCAGGCCGUCGCGUUGACCUGCGUGGGCGGAGCCGGGGUUGCGCCCACAGUCCAGCGUGAUAGCUCGCGCGGCCUGCAGUCCCAGCGUUCCGGAGGUUGAGGCAGGAGGAUUGCUGCGAGCUCGAGGCCAGCCUGGGCUGCAUAGUUAGACCCAGUCUCAGAAACAACAAAAACCAAACAUAGAGUUGGGCCCACCCGGAACCUAGCGCCGGAAGCGUGUCCGUGUAGAAAUACUGCUCGGAGGAGAGACAGGAAGUGUUCCUGGGCGGAAGUUUCGGGGGGAAGCUUUAGCACCUAGGACACUUCCUGAUUCCUACUAACAAUAGGAAGUGUCCGCGGAACUGGGGUAGACUCUUGGCUCGUCCCAGCUGUGCUCUCUUACCUCUAUCUCCUUCUUUCCCCCUCUUUCCCCCUCUUCUACCAUUCUCGGGGACCCUGGCUGAGUGUGCGUGUGUAUGAGCUCGAGAACCCUCGCACCAGCAACCACUUAGGGCUCGCGGCUGCAGUUAGGGUAAGGGUCCCAGUGCGCAGGCGCGCUCCCGUUCACGACCUCCAACGGACGCGCCGGCGGCGGGAACCAGAAGGCACUCCUGGUGCGAGGUAGGGAUCUAGAGAGGACAUUGGCAGAACAGAGGAGUGACUGUAGAGAAUCAUGGUGGUGGUUGAUUAGGGAAAGGGACUCUUAAGAAGUUUUGAGAAAAGAGAAUUCCGGGAACAGACUCAGCUGGUGAGGUUAGAAAUAGUUAGGGUCCCAGGAAACAGGAGUGAGCUUCGGAGCAAGGCAAGGUGCUGUGGCGGAAAUGAGUGGCAGCUACUGGGGAAGCGAGGGCUUUGGAAUGAAGAUCGCCUCUUGCAGUGAGUUGAUGUGAAAACCGAGGCGACACAGGCGUUAGAUUUAGUGGCGUAAAUACACUCACAGGGCAAGCGUGGUGGCCCACUAAGGCCAGCACUUGGGAAGAUCGAGCUAUAGAGUGAGAAUGUGCCUCAAAUGCCUCCCUCCCCAAAUGUGAGUGCACGUAACAGCAGUGCCUAGCACGGCAUUGCCCAGCGUGAGUUGCUGUCCUCUUAAGAAUGUAGAGGCAGUGGAAGAGAGUGAAAAAUGUUGGUGACAGCAAGGCCUUGGCCCCUCCUGCAGAGAAAGAUGCCGCUGCCACGUGUUUGUUCUUCUUGAACCUCCAGGUUUUUCUACCACGGUGCCCCAUGGAGGACAUGCCCCUCUCAUUCAGUUGCUCUGACUGCCAGCGUCACUUUCCUAGCCUCCCAGAACUUUCACGACAUCGAGAACUGCUCCAUCCAUCUGCUAACUGGGACAGUGAAGAAGCUGUCGGUGUCCCUCACCCCUCUCCAAGCCAGCAGUGUGGGCGUGGCUACGGUCACCCAGGGAGCUCUGUCAACCACCAGCGGAACCACGAGACUGGUCUUUUCCCCUGUACUACCUGUGGCAAGGAUUUCACUAAUUCCUUGGCCCUCCAAAGCCACAUGAGGACUCAUGCUCCUGAGGGCCACCAAAGGCACAGGCCCUCACAUGCCAAGGAUACUACUUCACAUCGUCAGAGUGAGACAAUGUCUACUGAAUCCUGGGGACAGAGGCUUGGUUCUAGGGAAGGCUGGGAAAAUCAGACAAGGCAUGUACAAGAGACACGUGAAUGUGAAUCUGGAUCUGAUCCCAGAGCAGCUCCAGGUAAUUGGGAAGAUCCACCUACCAAACAAAGAGAAGUCUUAGAAAUCCAGCCAGAUCCUAAAGAAAGUGCAGAGGACUGGGUACCCCCCACCAAUUCUGAUGGGGCUCCACCACUCGCCACUCCAGCUAGCAACCUCCUCAGCAAUUUGGAACAGUAUUUAGCUGAAUCAGUAGUGAACUUCACAGGGGGCCAGGAGUCCACUGAGCCUCUUCCUGCUGAGGAGCAGCGAAGGUACAAGUGUAAUCAAUGUGGGAAGACCUACAAGCACGCUGGAAGCCUCACCAACCACCGCCAGAGCCACACUCUGGGCAUCUACCCCUGCGCCAUCUGUUUUAAGGAGUUUUCUAACCUCAUGGCUCUGAAAAACCACUCACGACUCCACGCUCAGUAUCGGCCUUACCACUGUCCCCACUGUCCCCGUGCCUUCCGGCUCCCUCGGGAUCUGCUCGAACAUCAGCAAUCCCAUGAAGAGGAAAAGCAGGAACAGCCAUGGGAAGAGAGCGAAAGACCCACCACGAAUGGACAUACAAAUGGGAGGAGCUGGGAUCAGCUGCCUAAAACACAGAUGCUGAACGGUUCUGGGGAACUCGGCACUUCUGGACAGCUAGAGGAUGGUAGCUCAGAGGAGUAUCGACCUUUCUGUUGUGGGGACUGUGGCCGUACUUACCGUCAUGCGGGUAGUCUCAUCAACCAUCGAAAGAGCCACCAGACAGGUAUCUACCCCUGUUCGGUUUGUUCCAAGCAGCUAUUCAAUGCAGCUGCUCUGAAAAACCACGUUCGUGCUCACCAUAGGCCCCGGCAAGGAGCUGGGGAAGAUGGCCAGUCAUCAGUGUCCUCAACUGCCCUUAUGCUGGCUGAGACUACCCAAAGAGAGGAAGAGGUCCCUGACACCAACCUGGACCAUCGUCCCUAUAAGUGCAACGAAUGUGGUAGGGCUUACCGCCACAGGGGGAGCCUGGUGAACCACCGCCACAGCCAUCGGACAGGAGAAUACCAGUGCUCACUCUGUCCUCGAAAAUACCCCAACCUUAUGGCUCUGCGCAACCAUGUGCGUGUACAUUGCAAAGCUACACGCCGCAAUACAGACCCAGGGACUGAGGGGUCACCUAGCCCUGUCAAGAAGGAACAACCUGACUCAGUGGGAACAGAAGCAGCGCUCCACACAGAUCAGGGGCAUGUAUACAAACGUGAAGAAGAGGCCACAGGUAUCCCCGCAACGGCAGACAGGACGGGGCCCCAGACAUGUAACAUUUGUGGUAUGUUCUUUGAAGAUCUCAAGAGUCUUGAACGUCAUGGCAUGACGCACAGGACAGGGGAAGGAGAAAAGAGCAGGACAGACGGCACAGUGUCCCCACCGAGAGCAUUUGCUUGUCGAGACUGUGGGAAGAGCUAUCGCCAUUCAGGCAGCCUGAUCAACCACAGGCAGACCCACCAGACAGGAGACUUCAGCUGUGGGGCCUGUGCCAAGCAUUUCCAUACGAUGGCUGCCAUGAAGAGCCACUUACGACGCCAUAGUCGGCAGUGGAACAGGAGGCAUCAGAAACAGGAUGGUGCUGGUGGGGAAGAGUCUAAACUGCCGCCUGCAGGUACCUGGCCCAAGAAGUUGGAAAAUGACGAGGAUCUGGAGUCUUCACAAGACCCUUUGGGAGGAAGUCCUUGUGGGACUGAAGACCACCUGGAAAGGGAUGAGGACUCCUUGCAGGCGGGGUCUAAAGGCGGCGAGUACGGGCUUGGAAGGGAUGAGGCCUGUUUCCUGGGUGAUAAAGAGGACGCUAGCACUGAGGAAGGACUAGAGAAGAAAGAGGCCUGUUUCAUUGACCACUUGGACGUCCCAGGUGAUGAGGAGAGCAGGGAGGCUGGCUUCUGUGAUCGCCUCCCUGGAGUGGACAGUGACCAGAAGCCGGGCAUUUGCCUGUCCGACUCCCCCCACUCUGCUGAGACUGUCUGGAAGGCCGAAGCCACUCACACGUGUUCUGACUGUGGGGACUCAUUCCCCCAUGCUGCCGGCCUGCUGAGCCAUAGGUCCUGGCACCCUCCAGGCAUCUAUCAAUGCUCUCUCUGUCCAAAGGAGUUUGACUCUCUGCCUGCCCUGCGCACUCACUUCCAGAACCACAGGCCAGGGGAGGUGGCCUCCGCACAGCCCUUCCUUUGCUCUCUGUGCGGCAUGAUCUUUCCUGGGAGGACCGGUUACAGGCGUCACCUGCGCCAGGCUCAUGGUGCUUCUGGCAUACCUGAGGGCUCAGAAGAAGAGGAGGAGGAAGGCCCAGCAGAAGCAGCCUCUACCCACACUCCUCCCCUCCAGCUCUCAGAAGCAGAGCUGCUGAAUCAGCUACAGCGGGAAGUGGAGGCUCUAGAUGGAGCAGGUUAUGGGCACAUUUGUGGCUGCUGUGGUCAGACCUAUGAUGACCUGGGGAGCCUGGAGCGUCACCACCAGAGUCAAAGUUCCAGAAAUACAACUGAGAAUGUUCCGAGCCACUUGGAAGGACCAGGUGAUGUGAUAGAGAUGGUUACAGAUCAUGUCUUUGAGGGCACUGUGACCUCUGUCUCAGAAGAGACGGGGGACACAAAGUCUGAGGAGGGAGCCAGUAGCACAGCUGCAGACAGCCUUUGCAUGCAGGCUGGUGAAAGCUUUCUGGAGUCCCACCCCCGCCCUUUCCGAUGUAACCAGUGUGGCAAGACCUAUCGCCAUGGAGGCAGCUUGGUGAACCACCGAAAGAUCCACCAGACAGGUGACUUCAUCUGCCCUGUCUGUUCCCGCUGCUACCCCAACCUGGCUGCCUACCGGAAUCACCUGCGUAACCACCCUCGCUGCAAAGGUUCAGAGCCCCAAGUGGGGUCUGUCUCGGAGGCAGGAGUCAGCAACGAACCCCAGAAUGGGGCAGAGACAGGGCAGGAGCAGGCAGUCUUAGGGCAGCUCCAGGAAGAACUUAAAGUGGAGCCCUUGGAGGAGCUGGCGAGGGUGAAGGAAGAAGUGUGGGAGGAGACCACUGUGAAGGAGGAGGAACUGGAGCAGAGGUUGGAGACGGCAGAGAAAGGCUGUCAGACCGAAGUUAGCUCUGAGCGGCCCUUUAGCUGUGAAGUAUGUGGCCGUACCUACAAGCAUGCCGGCAGCCUCAUCAAUCACCGGCAGAGCCACCAGACUGGCCACUUUGGCUGCCAGGCCUGCUCCAAGGGCUUUUCAAACCUCAUGUCCCUUAAGAACCACCGGCGCAUCCAUGCAGACCCUCGACGUUUCCGCUGCAGUGAAUGUGGGAAAGCUUUUCGCCUGCGGAAGCAGCUGGCCAACCACCAGCGGGUCCAUACUGAGCGGCGGAGGGGUAGAGGCGCUCAGAAGCUGAUUCGUGAGGAUCGGCCUUUCAGGUGUGGGCAAUGUGGCCGGAACUACCGCCAUGCUAGCAGCCUCCUGAACCAUCAGUGCAUCCAUGAGACAGGCCAGUACAGCUGCCCCUUCUGUUUUAAGACCUAUUCCAACCGCACAGCCCUGAAAGACCAUCAGAGGCUGCAUUCUGAUAGCCGCCGGCGACGGGCACCCCGGAGGGCAGCAGCUGUGCGUUGUACCCUUUGUGGCUGUGGCUUUCCUGGCCAGGGAUCUCUGAAGCGGCAUCUGCAGGAGCACGAGGAAACCAAACGAGAGCUGGCCAGUGGCCAGGGAGGCCCUCGUGGUACCGAAGGCAGUAAGGAGAACCUCGCUGAUGACUGGGGACUGGAGGGCAGAUCAGAAGGUGUUCAGUCAGUACUGCAGCUGGAGCGUGGAACCAAGAGACCUGGGGAGCACAGUCAGAGUCCCAGCAGGCCAACACGUUCGGAGGUCCCAGAAUCCUUUUCUUGGGAAGUGGGGAAGGUAGAUGGGUAUCAAGGAGACAGGGGACAAAUGAAUCACAAUGGUGCCUGGGUUCUUCAGGAUCAGUUAACCAAGCCAGAAGGCAAGUUGGAAGACACAGUCUCCAGGAAUCUUCGUCAGCUCCCUGAGAACCAGUCCAAUGGUGCUACUGCAAGGUAUAUGGAGAGCUGGGAUGGUGGAGACAGCAGCUCUCCUCUCCAGCCAGAGAGCCGCCCCUACUGCUGUAGCCAGUGUGGAAAGACCUACUCCCAACCCGAUGGCCUCUUGAACCCCAAGAAAGACUGUCACAGUUGUUUGCUCUGUCCCAAAGAGUUACUGAAUCCUGUGACCACUAAGCUCCACAACCACAUUGGUGCCCAGACCUUUGCUUGUAGUAACUGUAGCAAAGUGUUUGACACCCACAGUGAGCUGGCCACACACAUGCAGACUCAUGCUGUGGACCAUAGGCAGGAGUCAAGUCAGACAGAGGACACCAGAGAGCCGCAAGCCGGGAUGGUAGAGGUGGAUGCCCCUGGUUCAGGGAAAGCUCAGGAGGCCCCAUCCGAAUCUCCCAGAGACUCAGAAGAGAAUGGGGAGCCAGCUAAUGGAGGACAAGGGACAAAUUUCACAGCAGCUGAAGACAAGGAACGUCCCUUUUGCUGUGCCCAGUGUGGGCGUUCCUACCGCCAUGCUGGCAGCCUGCUGAACCACCAGAAGGCCCAUACCACUGGACUCUACCCCUGCUCCCUGUGUCCCAAACUUUUGCCCAACCUACUGUCUCUCAAGAACCACAGCAGGACCCACACAGACCCCAAGCGCUACAGCUGCAACAUCUGUGGCAAGGCUUUCCGAACAGCUGCCCGGCUACAGGGCCACGCACGGGUUCAUGCCCCCCAGGAGGGACCAUUCAGCUGCUCUCAUUGUCCCCGCCAUUUUCGCCACCGAAUCAGCUUCUUGCAGCACCAGCAGCAGCAGCACCAGGAGAAGUGGGCAGUGUCUAGCUCAGGAGCUUCAAUGGCACCAGCAACAAGCAGAGGGGACUCCUCUCCAGCCUCACUCGACACCUCGCCCCAGUGGCCUGCAGACCUCAACUUCUCCCUCUGAACUACAAGUCUCCAAAGAACAGUUCACUGAAGCUGGGGAUGCAGGCAGGGAGAGGCUUCAUCUCCACAUUUUGCUCAGGAGUUGCUUGGGCAUCCCCACUUCCUCUUCCCAUGAAGAGGACCCUGAUCUGGUUUCUUUUGCAAGCAGGGCAUAAGGUAGUCUUCAUGUCUGUGUCCAUGAAGAGUCUCCUUCCUAAGCCUUUGCCACCGUGUUCUUCCAGGGCCAGGCUCUGCCAGAGUGCUGGGAUAGCCGGGUUCUAAACCCAGGGAGAGGAUAUUCAGAGCGUGUACCACAGGUGGGAAAGGGGUCUGUGGAAGGGGAGCCUUUUACUAUAGUUUGUAACUUAUUUUCUAAAAUCUAUUUUGUAACAAUUUAUUUAAGUUUUAAAAAAGGAAAAUUGCUCCCCACCCCACCCCCUA
Messenger RNA from Onychomys torridus (southern grasshopper mouse), 7802 nucleotides. It is a transcript of the gene Znf646, whose product is annotated as zinc finger protein 646. Gene Ontology annotation, molecular function: DNA-binding transcription factor activity, RNA polymerase II-specific; RNA polymerase II transcription regulatory region sequence-specific DNA binding. Gene Ontology annotation, cellular component: nucleus. The record is from RefSeq and is a predicted model, not a curated record. Lineage: Eukaryota; Metazoa; Chordata; Mammalia; Rodentia; Cricetidae. The transcript has 3 exons. Gene Ontology annotation, biological process: regulation of transcription by RNA polymerase II. Bases 1978 to 7383 code for a protein of 1801 amino acids.